Molecule: messenger RNA, 1324 nt
Organism: Acomys russatus (golden spiny mouse)
Lineage: Eukaryota; Metazoa; Chordata; Mammalia; Rodentia; Muridae
Product: paraneoplastic antigen-like protein 8A
Exons: 1
Coding region: 35-1324 (429 amino acids)
Source: RefSeq, a predicted model, not a curated record
GCCUUUUUGUUCCACACACAGGUAGAGGAGGAAGAUGUCGCAGCCCAUGGCCAUGAGCCUGCUGGAGGACUGGUGCAGGGGCAUGGGACUGGACAUCCACAGGUCCCUGAUGGUUAUCGGCAUCCCUGAGCACUGUGGCCAUGCAGAAAUUGAGGAGACGUUGAACAGGGUUCUCUUGCCGUUGGGCACAUACCGUGUGCUCAACAAGAUGUUUCUGAGGCAAGAGCAGGUCAAGGCUGCGCUCGUCGAGGUUAGUGAGGGUGUAAACCUGAGCUCCGUACCUCGCGAGUUCCCGGGGAGGGGCGGUGUCUGGAGAGUGGUCUGCAGAGACCCCACCCAGGACGCUGAGUUUUUGAAAAGUCUGAACGAAUUUUUGGACGCCGAAGGACGCACUUGGGAGGAUGUGGUGCGCCUCUUGCUCCUUAACCACCACCCACCACUCCCAAACCCAAACCAGCCUCCACCACACUGGGCGGAAACCUUGGGGUUGCUCCUGGGAGCGGUGCUAUGGGUCAUCUUCUACAUGGAUGCUGAAAUCCGUAAUCGAGAGGAGGAAGCGAGGGCCGAGGGGCCCGCUGAGGGGACUUGGGCCUCAACAGAGAGGAGGUGGGUAAAGAAAGAACCUGGCCUGGGCAUAGAGGUGGCUUCGCCUUUCAAGACAGAGGACCGAAACUAUUGGAGGGACACAGAGGACCGUCGUGACCCUCCAAAAGCUCUAGUUCGUAGGCCUGAAGGUAAGAUUCGCUCCAGGAGGAGGAAGCAGAAAAAAAAUCCUAAGCAAGAACCAAUAGGCUGGGGAAAACCCCAAAGCAACAAUUACAACAUUAAGGGUUCUCUGGAAGCCGCUGGCGCCGUGGCUGCCCAAAGCUCAGAGAUCCCAGAAUGUUCCAAGAGCAACACAAACCACUUCGUGAAGCAGGAGGAGACAGUUUGGAAGAAGAAACGCGUCUGGAAGGAUCCCAGGACUCUCCCUCGUAUUCCGCUGCCCACAGCUGAGAGCCCCGGGAAUUCAGAAGACUCAGAUCAACGAGGUGGUCCUGAGAGCCCCCCAAAGAAGAAGAAAGUCAUGGCCUGGCCCUCAAACAAGAUCCCUGGCCCCACGAGGAAGAAGAAGAUGAGGUGCCUGGGUGCUCUCUCCUAUCUUCUGGUUGAUUCUGAAGCCACCAAGAGAAAACCGGUGCUUCUCAAGAAGGGGCCCGGCUCAAGGGCUCUGUCGGCUCAGAGGGCUCCUCAGGGGACGCAACCUGCUGAUGUAGCGGCUUCAAUGCCCAGGGCUCAGAAGACCAAGCCAGGAGGCUUGCCUUGUGUCUCCAAAGGUGAGUGA